Messenger RNA from Strongylocentrotus purpuratus (purple sea urchin), 1269 nucleotides. RefSeq lists its product as uncharacterized. The transcript has a single exon. The coding region runs from base 1 to 1269 and encodes 422 amino acids. NCBI's taxonomy places the organism in Eukaryota, Metazoa, Echinodermata, Echinoidea, Camarodonta, Strongylocentrotidae. The record is from RefSeq and is a predicted model, not a curated record.
AUGCCUUAUAUUGGAAUAAGAAACCAGAUAGACUACAUUAUUACCAAAUUAGAAAAUAUAAAGUCGUUCCAGAACUGCAGAUCGUACUGCUUAGCUGACAUUGGGUCAGACCACAAUCUAGUACUGGCUAAUGUGAAGUUCUCACCCACAAAGACCAAGCGAAUGAAGAGCCUCCCGAAAACCUAUGACGUGGGCAGAUUUAAUGACUCUAACAUUGUAGAAGCAUUCAAAGCCAGGAUUGGAGGUGCCUUUGAACCACUACUUCAGCUCCCAGACACAGAUGUGGAUGAGCUGAGGAAGAAAUUCAGAGAUACAACCAAUAAUAUCUCAGAGGAAAUUGUAGGCUUCAAAAGGUCGAGACAAGUUAAAGGUCUCCCAGAGGAGGUUUGUAAGGCCUGUGAACAAAGGAGGAAAGCCAGAAUCCUCAUGAUGAACAAUCCCUCGGACUGCAACAAGAAAAGCUACACAAAACUCAAUAAAGCAGUUAAGUAUGAAGUGAAGAAGUGGAAGAAGAAAAUUCUUGACACGGAGGUGGAAGAGAUGGAAUUAGCUCACGCGAAGAACAACAGUCACGAGCUCUUCAAGAAGGUGAAGAAACUAUCUGGUGAGAGAGACAAAAUGCAACCUGCCGUGAAGAACAAGGACGGCAUCUUAAAGACUGCUCCCGCAGAUGUGUUGAAAUGCUGGGAAGUACAUUUUAGCGUUCACCUUAACACGCAAUUUCCAAGGGACGAAAAUGCUCUUUUGACCAUACCUGACCCACAACCUACAGAUAACCCAAGUGAACCUUUCACAAUUGAAGAAGUAGAGACGGCAAUAAAACUAUUGAAGAACAACAAGGCCUGCGGGUGGGACAAAAUAGCUGCCGAAACUCUAAAGGCUGGUGGACAACCAAUGAGACAACUCCUGCUCAAAAUAAUAAAUGCAGCAUGGUCGGAAGGUGUAACCCCGGAAGACUGGAGCAAGGGUCUUAUCACUCCAGUGUUUAAGAAAGGAGACAAGCUGGAUCCAUCCAACUACAGAGCUAUAACUCUACUCUCCAUACCCGGGAAAUUUUUCUGUAGAAUGGUCCUCAUGAGAAUACAGGGAACCAUCGAGAACCAUCUGACUGAGGAACAAUGUAGAUUCAGAAGUUGUAGGGGCACCACAGAUGCUGUGUUUGUCCUUAGACAAAUCAUCGAAAAGGCCAGAGAAAGAAGAAUACCAAUCCACUUGAACUUUGUUGACUUUAAAGCAGCAUUUGAUACCAUAUGGCGAGAAGCUCUCUAG